This is a messenger RNA of Zerene cesonia (dogface butterfly), 3454 nucleotides long. RefSeq lists its product as uncharacterized. The record is from RefSeq and is a predicted model, not a curated record. Gene Ontology annotation, biological process: nucleobase-containing compound metabolic process; translation. The transcript is spliced from 16 exons. Gene Ontology annotation, molecular function: structural constituent of ribosome; mRNA binding. The coding region runs from base 87 to 3395 and encodes 1102 amino acids. Lineage: Eukaryota; Metazoa; Arthropoda; Insecta; Lepidoptera; Pieridae.
CUGGACAACUGUCCACAGUCAGACAGUUGACAGUGAUCUUAAAGUUCAAAAUAAAAAUAUUUUAAUUUUACAUUGCAUGCAAAUGAAUGAUGAUGGAUAGUAAUAAAAGUGAUGAAAACAAAGUUAUUCAUAGACUGGCGAAACAUUUUUAUAAUGGUUCAUAUAAGUUUCAUUUAAAUGCAAACGAAGUUCAAACCUUAAGUUGGUGUAUGCAAGAGCAGCUUUUAAAUUUGACUAUAAACAGUAACCUCUUAAAGAAGUAUCCAAUGAGUAAUGAAUUUGUAAGACUUUAUUUGAAAGCAAUUUUGAACUAUUUAGAACCUCAUCAUGAAAUUCAUGAAGGCAUCUAUGAAUACAUGUGUUCAAUAAUGAUCCACAAACAAAAUGUUAAAGACUUUUGUUAUCGUCACUAUGUUAUUGACAAUAAUUUUAAAAGUAUAAUUACAAUGAAAGAAACAAAGAAUAUGGUGAUCAAUGGCACAACAGGCAUGAGAACUUGGGAGGCUGCAUUAAUAUUGGCAGAUUGGAUUAUCAGUCAUAAAGAUCUAUUUAAUAAUAAAAAAGUUCUUGAACUGGGGUCUGGUGUAGGUUUUACAGGCAUAUGUGUUGCAAAAUUGUGUGAAAUAUCAAGUGUUAGCUUAACAGAUUGUCAUGACGAUGUUAUAAAUACAAUACAUGAUAAUGUUGUAAUAAAUUUCUUAGACGCAAAGAAAACUUAUACAAGUAACUCGACUAUAUAUGAGUAUGAAAAUAAAAAAAUAGGUGUAAAGAAGUUAGACUGGAAUUUUGUGGAAAAUAUUAAUACUAUUGAAAGUCCCGACAUUAUAAUAGGAGCUGAUAUUGUCUAUGAUCCAUCAAUAUUGCAACCACUUUCUAAUGUUCUCAAAAUAUUCUUUGAGAAAAAUAAACAUUUGGAAGUAUACAUUGCAUGCAUUGUACGUAAUGAAGACACACUCAACACAUUUUUUGAAAUUUUAGGUAAUCUAAAUAUGGACGUAACAAAACCCAUCACUCGUAAAAGAAAAGCUGAUAUAAAAGGGGAAAUUAGUGUGCCUUUGACUAAAAAGACAAAAUCUUCAGUAUGCGAUCUAAAAGAGAAAACCAAGAAAAUCACAAAAAAGGAAAGUAAAACUUUAAAACCUAGGGCAACAAAGAAGGAUGAAAACUCAGAUGAUAAAAGUUCUGUUGGUACAAACCAAGGUUUAACCGAUAACGAAUCGAACAAUUUGUGGAACGAGGAUGAUAUGCUUUCAUAUGUAGAAAAGGUUCCACAGCUACUAGCCCGAAAAUUUAUUACUUUGUUAAAUGAAGGGUGCACUUUGCCUUUUAUUGCUAGGUAUCGAAAGGAGGCGGUAGAUCACUUACUGCCCGACCGGCUCCAAGAAAUUUAUGAAAGUUAUCAGAACAUCAUUCAAUUUAAGAAGAAAGUUAAGUCUGUGUUAGAAAAUUUGAAAAAGUCAAAAAAGCUCACACCAGAGAUUGAGAAAAGUAUACUGAAUGCGAGAAAUUUGUCCGAGCUUGAUUUAGUGUAUGCCCCUCUUAAAUCACAUUCCUUAUCACUAGCUGAAAGAGCUAGAAAUCUGGGUUUAGAAUCAUAUGCAAUUAGAGCUCUGAAUGGUGAAUAUGUUGAUAUAAACUCCCUCUGUGAUGGUAGUGAGGAACUGUCCAAUGCAGAAAAAGUAGACACACACAUAACUCAUAUAGUUGCUGAUGUUAUUUAUAAAGAUACAAGAGUUUUGGAACAAAUGAGGAGUUUAAAAGAAGAAACAAGAUUUACUUUACAAAGCAGUAGAAGAAGUUCCACCAAAGAACCAAAGCAUGAUAAGGAAAAUAAGAAAAUUGACUCAAAAUCAGAUCCAGAAACAUACAAAUUGUAUUUUGAGUGGAAAUGUCCCACCCAUUUUGUAAAGAGUUACCAAACAUUAGCGAUUAAUAGAGGGGAAGACGAAAAAAUUCUAUCAGUCAAAGUUAUUGUGCCAGAUUGGUUUUAUAACAGACUUGAGAAAUUCUGCUAUUCACUUUGGAAAAGCAAUCAUUGGGUGCAUAAGGGAUUACAAGAUGCUUACAUUCGACUUAUAAAGCCCUGGUUAUCUCGACAAGUUAGAUCAGACCUCACUGCAGCAGCAGAGAAGGAAGCAAUCAAAACAUUUACAGCAAACUUGGAAAAAUACUUACUAACUGAACCCAUCAAAAAUAGAAGGAUAGCAGGACUUGAUCCUGGUUUUAAAGCAGGGUGUAAAGUUGGUAUAAUUGAUGUUAAUGGAGCAAAAUUAGAUGUUUUCACAAUAUAUCCGAAUUUGCGCAAUACUAAUAUCAAUGACACAGCAGCAAAACAAUUAAAGGAAUUGUUAGUAAAACACAGAGUAGAACUUAUCGGUUUGGGCAAUGGUACAGCCUGUCGAGAAACAGAGACUUGGUUGAAAAGUCAUCACAUAGCUGAUGAUAUUCCAAUAAUCAUUGUACCUGAACAAGGUGCCUCUAUUUACUCUAUUAGCAAGGAAGCACAGAAGGAGCACCCAAACAUGGAUCCCAAUUUAAUAUCGGCUCUAUCAAUUGCCAGAAGAGUAUUAGAUCCUCUGGGAGAAUUAAUUAAGGUUGAACCUAAGAAUUUAGGAGUCGGAUUAUAUCAACACGACAUUCCAGCAAAAAUGCUCGAAUCUGCACUGGAUAAUGCCGUAGAAAAAGUUGUCAGCUUAGUAGGAGUCGAUGUCAACACAGCAUCUCAAGCUAUGCUUAGGCGAAUAUCUGGCCUUAAUGAUGGAAGAGCGAAAAAAAUAAUAUCGUAUCGCGAGGACAACGGUGCCUUUAACACGCGGGCUGAAAUACUCAAAGUGUCGGGUAUUGGAAAAAUAACGUAUCAACAAUGCAUUGGAUUUUUGAAAGUGAUAGGCGGUUCCGAACCCUUGGACAGCACUAUAAUACAUCCAGAGAGUUAUGGAGUAGCUAAAUUAUUCGCAAAGAAAAUUGGUGUCGAUAUAAAACAUAUGACUCGGCCGGAUUUCCCUCAGAUAGUAGAACGAAAAACGGAAAGUAUUGACAGAAUAGCGAUCAGCAAAGAUUUGGAUACUGAUGUUAGCACAUUGGAGUUAAUCAUUACUGCAUUCAAACAGAAGUCAUACGAGGACAAUGUGAUAACAUUUUGUAGGCCGGUGUAUUCUUUAUCUGUGCAAACAAGUGAGCAGUUGGUGGCGGGAACUUCAUUGACAGGUGUUGUACGAAAUGUGGUGCCUUUUGGAUGUUUCGUUGAUUGCGGGGUUGGAGACAACGGGCUUAUACAUAGAAGUAAUUUAGGAGGCAAUCAAACACCCAAACUCGGGGACCGUGUAGCUGUUACUGUGAUAAACACACCUAAACCUAAGAAACUUCAGCUAAGAUUGGAUAAGAUACUAGACUAAACGACUGACAAUGCUGUGAUGAUAACUUUGUCUAUGCUCGAAUAGACAUAAUCUUAAUG